Messenger RNA from Theobroma cacao (cacao), 3752 nucleotides. RefSeq names its product Tetratricopeptide repeat (TPR)-like superfamily protein (gene SRFR1). Gene Ontology annotation, biological process: negative regulation of DNA-templated transcription. NCBI's taxonomy places the organism in Eukaryota, Viridiplantae, Streptophyta, Magnoliopsida, Malvales, Malvaceae. The record is from RefSeq and is a predicted model, not a curated record. Gene Ontology annotation, molecular function: protein binding.
GUCAAACUUAGCUCUACACGUGUCACCGGCACGUGCCAUAAAAGCUUUCCCCACCAUCACCGUACUCGAUUUCUUCAUCACCGUUGCUCCCCCCUUUCACCUUCCUCGCCACUUCUCAUUUCAACGCCUUUCCCGAACUGGCUCUCCUGGCUCAGUCACUAUGAACUCAGCUAUCUCCGAGCGAGUCGAACUCGCCAAACUCUGUAGCUCCCGUGACUGGUCCAAGGCAAUCCGAGUCCUAGACUCGCUUCUCACUCAGUCUUGCGCAAUCCAAGACAUCUGCAAUCGAGCGUUUUGUUACAGUCAAUUGGAGCUUCAUAAGCACGUGAUUAAAGACUGUGAUAAGGCGCUUGAGCUUGAUCCUACGCUUCUUCAAGCUUAUAUUCUUAAAGGCUGUGCAUUUUCUGCGCUGGGAAGGAAAGAGGAUGCUAUUGCUGUGUGGGAGCACGGGUAUGAUCAUGCUUUGAGGCAGUCUGCUGAUUUGAAGCAAUUGCUGGAACUGGAAGAGCUCUUGACAGUAGCGAAACCAGGCAAACAAGACAGAAGUAUCACUAGUGACAACCAUGUAGCUGAGCCCAAGUUAUCUACUCCUGUAUCUGAAUCAAGACCUUACGCCAAUGGAAAGUCAAAUGAAACUCUCAAGCAUCAAAAUAAUUACAAUACCUCUAGAUUAUUCGAAGAGCAUAUGGAUGUGUCAAAGUUCCACAACAAAUCUCCUGACAAUUUUAACACACACAAUAGAACAAGUGAGGACGAGAGGAAUAUGUCAUCAAUUUCUUUAUCUGAGUUUGCAUCUGACCCCAAUGGCAAAACAUACAAAAGCCUCAAUGAAUUAAGUGAUGGAUCUAAGCUAGGUACGGAGUCUGCAUAUGCUUCUGAGAACAGUAGCACUACUGGUGAUAAUUGUGACAUAGGAUUCAGUGAUCAAACCAGUGCAAAUGAGAUGAAUAGAACUCAUAUUAAUUUUGACAAACCAAGUGAUGAUUCUGAUGCAUGUACUGAUCUAAUUGAGAAAUCAGAACAAUGCAGUAAAUCCUCUGUCAUUUCCAGUAACUCGAGUGAUAUAACUGGAAGUCACAGUCAGUCAAAUAACAUAUCUGACAUACAUAGUGAAUUAAGUGAUGAAACCAAGAGGAGUAAGAAAUUCUGUGUUGCUAAGAUUUCAAAGACUAAGUCAAUCAGUGUAGAUUUUCGCCUAUCAAGGGGCAUUGCACAGGUUAAUGAAGGGAAUUAUGCUUAUGCGAUAUCUAUAUUUGACCAGAUACUGAAAGAGGAUCCUACAUAUCCUGAGGCGCUAAUAGGAAGAGGGACUGCAUAUGCAUUCCAACGAGAGCUUGAAGCUGCUAUUGCUGAUUUUACCAAGGCUAUUCAAUCAAAACCAUCAGCUGGUGAGGCUUGGAAAAGGAGAGGCCAGGCUCGGGCUGCCUUAGGAGAAUCUGUUGAGGCAAUUCAAGACCUAACCAAAGCAUUGGAGUUUGAUCCAAAUUCAGCUGAUAUAUUGCAUGAAAGGGGAAUAGUAAAUUUCAAGUUUAAGGAUUUCAAUGCUGCUGUUGAAGACCUAUCUUCAUGUGUGAAGCUUGAUAAGAAUAACAAGUCUGCAUACACAUAUUUGGGGUUGGCAUUAUCUUCAAUUGGUGAAUAUAAAAGGGCUGAGGAGGCACAUUUGAAGUCUAUCAAACUUGACCAAAGUUUUCUUGAAGCCUGGGCUCAUCUUACCCAGUUCUAUCAAGAUCUAGCAAACUCUGAAAAGGCUUUGGAAUGCCUUGAACAAGUUAUACAAAUUGAUGGAAGGUAUUUUAAAGCAUAUCACCUACGUGGGCUAUUACUCCAUGGGAUGGGAGAGCACAGGACGGCUAUUAAGGAUUUAUCAAUUGGGUUGAGCAUUGAAAACUCGAAUAUUGAGUGUUUGUACUUACGAGCUUCAUGCUAUCAUGCUAUUGGAGAAUAUGCUGAGGCGAUCAAGGACUAUGAUGCUGCACUAGAUGUUGAACUGGAUUCAAUGGAAAAGUUUGUGCUUCAAUGCUUGGCCUUCUAUCAGAAAGAGAUUGCUUUGUACACAGCUUCUAAAGUCAACAGUGAGUUUUGUUGGUUUGAUAUUGAUGGAGAUAUUGAUCCACUGUUCAAGGAGUAUUGGUGCAAAAGAUUGCACCCCAAGAAUGUAUGUGAAAAGGUUUACCGACAGCCUCCACUGCGUGAUUCUCUGAAAAAGGGAAGGCUUAGGAAGCAAGAUUUUGCUGUUACAAAGCACAAGACUGCUCUUCUACUGGCUGCUGACUCAAUUGGCAAGAAAAUCCAAUACGACUGUCCCGGUUUCUUGCCCAAUAGGCGUCAGCAUCGUAUGGCAGGAUUAGCUGCUAUCGAAAUUGCACAGAAGGUGUCAAAAGCAUGGCGUUCUUUGCAAGCAGAUUGGAAGCAUUCUAAUAGAAGCUCAAAAAAUGGUAAGAGAGUUCGAAGAAAGGAAAGAAUCAGUAUGGCUAGCCAGAACAGAGGUGGUGCUGGUUGUAGUACAAGCAAUUCCUCAGAAACGUCAGCUACCUAUGGCAUUACUGAAGAUAGAUCAUCUAGUCGUCUGAUGAUGUCAUGGCAAGAUGUUUUUUCAUUGGCUGUCAAAUGGAGACAAAUUUCUGAGCCUUGUGACCCAGUUGUGUGGGUUAACAAGUUGAGUGAAGAGUUCAAUUCUGGAUUUGGUUCUCACACACCUAUGGUCCUUGGACAAGCAAAAGUUGUUCGCUAUUUCCCAAAUCAUGAAAGAACAUUUGAUAUAGCAAAGACUAUUAUGAAAGAUAAACUUUUUGUGCACAACAAAGCAGAUGAAAUUAUUGAUCUAUCCAAAGAGGGGAAAUCAGAAAAGAUUGUGCAUGCCAAAUCUUGUGAUGAUCUUUAUGAACUUGUGGGUGAGGACUUCUGGUUGGCUACUUGGUGCAACAGUACAGCCUGUGAGGGGAAGCAGCUUGAAGGGACUAGAAUUACCUUAGUGAAAAUGGGGGAGCGUGGAUAUGAUUUCGCAAUCAGAACACCUUGCACACCUGCCAGAUGGGAGGAAUUUGAUGCUGAAAUGGCAAUGGCAUGGGAAGCCAUUUGCAAUGCUUACUGUGGCGAAACUUAUGGGUCCACUGAUUUCAAUGUCCUUGAAAAUGUGAGAGAAGCUAUUUUAAGGAUGACGUACUACUGGUACAAUUUCAUGCCACUCUCAAGGGGCACUGCAGUAGUUGGCUUCAUUGUUUUGCUUGGAUUGUUUCUUGCUGCUAAUAUGGAGUUCACAGGCAACAUCCCGAAAGGUGUGCAGGUUGAUUGGGAAGCGAUUCUAAACUUUGAUCCAAACUCCUUUGUGGAUUCUGUUAAGAAUUGGCUUUAUCCAUCAGUAAAGUUGACGACAUCUUGGAAAGAUUUUCCGGAUGUAGCCUCAACUUUAGCAACAACAGGAUCAGUUGUUGCUGCUUUGAGCCCAUAUGAUGAUUGAACUCUUAACUCGAAAAGAAUUAUUGCCAGCACGAAGUCGAAAAUUGGAGUGGUUUUUCUGCACAGCCAUAGAUCAAAUGGCAACCAUGGUUACUUCAAGACCAGAUAUUUUUUAUUCUACUUUGUACGCUGUCUUGUGCUGUUGUAAAAUGUGUUGUAUAUUGGUAUGUUGUACAGCAUUAUAGAAUAAUACAACUUGGAAGUUCUUUAGCUCGGUGCAGUGUUCUAGUUAUCUACAUCAAACAAUCUGGCUUUUUCAUACAUGCGAUUAUAUUUGGAUAGAUAUUAUUCCA